This is a messenger RNA of Petromyzon marinus (sea lamprey), 3206 nucleotides long. Lineage: Eukaryota; Metazoa; Chordata; Hyperoartia; Petromyzontiformes; Petromyzontidae. The record is from RefSeq and is a predicted model, not a curated record.
GCCGUCCAACGGUCCGUCGUGACGUCACUACGUUGGCCGCACCCCUAAGCGCGACGUGACGUCGGGUGUCCGCCGACAGUGGCCUCGUGACGUCGCGGCGAGGCGGGCUUGUUGUUGUUUGGGUCCCACGUGCUCGCGGAGGCGGAGUAGGAGGAGGGAGGCCGCCGCCGCCGACGUCGUCGCAUCCCUCCGGGCCCCGUCUCUUUGUCUCGGCGCGCAGCCGCCGCCGCCACUGCCUCCGCCUCCGCUGAACACAGUCACGUUCUCAACGAUCGCUCAGCAGCGGCAGCGAGCAACAGCAAGCAAGCAGCAACAACAACAGUCGCAGCAGCAACUAUAACAGCGGCAAGCAGCAACAAGAGCAGCAGCAACAACAACAGCAGCAAUAACAGCGGCAAGCAGCAACAACAACAACACGAGUAAGCAAGCGCAAUGCCGUGCGACGACGAGGACGGCGGCAGCGGCAGCAGCGGCGGCGGCAGCAGCGGCGGCGGCGACAACGUGGACGAGCUGGCGACCCGCAUGGCGGAGUCGCUGCGGCUGAAGAUGCCGCGCAGGGCGGCCGCGGCUCAGCGAGCCCGCGCCGCCCCUUACCCGGCUCGCCGCGAGCCUCCUCCUCCUGCACCCUCCCUCGCCGGGGGUGUCGUCGGCUCGGCUGGGGCCUCCCUCGGGGGUCCUCCGGGGUCGGCGUCCCCCGGCCGCCCCGAGGAGGAGCCGACGCCCCCGCCGCUGUGCGAACCCCGCGAUGUCCUCCACGAGUUGCUGAUGAGCGGCAAUUUGAUCAAAGAGGCGGUGAACCGGCUCCGCGCCACGUGUCGCGCGUGAAGGAUGCAGGCGAGAACGGAGCUGUCGAGGUGGCAGAUACGGAACGCCUGGGACAUGCAAUAUUUUUUUUGUAAACAGCCGUCCGAAGAAGGGAGCACCGCAUCGUCGGGACACGUUGGUUCUCAGGCACGAGAGGCUCCUGCAAAGCGAUUGGACCAAGUGCCACAACUGUGUGAUUUGUUUUUUAAAUGCAAUGUUUAAGAAGACCUUGCAAGCCAUCUUGUCAACAGCACUGCCUGGACACCCGUGGCCGAGAAUGCGCCCAAGACGUCGAGCGGACCGUAUACGCCUCGCGCGUUCCCGCAGCACAUUCCGCACAGCGCAAGUGCACGUUGAAGUCUGAGAACUGCAGACACGAAUGGUCCAGAAGGCACCGAUGUUUCGCCGUCAUGAUCAGUAUUUUUUUUACCAUCAUAAAUAUCACCACGACCAAUCCACUGCCGAAUGAACGCCUCUCCAAUCCGUCACCAUCUCAAUGUUCUGUGAUGUAACAAUCUGGUAUCUUAACUGUAUUUUAAAAGCACUCUUUGGGCGAUUGGUCGCUUCUGUGGCACCCGGUGUGUGGAACUCUCUGUACAACUCCCUCCCCCCCCCCCACUGUCAUUGAUAUAUAACACGCCUUGAGAUUCUAUGAAAGGCGUUAUGUGAGCCGGUAACUAUUCUAAAAUGUACCGACAACGAGGGGUUGGUUACGUUGUAGGCCGCGAUGAAAAGUACAGCAAAAUCCUCUGUUGUGACCCACUACUACUACGCUCCCACAUUCAUGCCCCUCUCCCGCCUUCACCAACCCGCACACUCGCCGUACGGUGAAAUAACCCCCGGUCACGAGCUGCGCGGCAUGGGGAAGGCCUCAUCCAGCUGCGGAUUCGCAAAAGUGCCGCGCGCGUACGCUCACGGCACUUGGCUUAGCCGAGCGCACGCCACGAAGGGACUACAUGCUGCAGCGGGGCAAAACAUUUCGGCAAGUGUACGGGCAGUUGUACGCACGUUAUUGGGGCGCCAUGGUGGCUUUAAGAUGUUGACCCCCCCCCUCGCCUGGUAUGCAAGGAGGUCGUGGGUCCGAUCCCGACCCUGACGCCUGCCGUAUAUUUGGAGUUUGCGUGUUCUCCCCCUGGUUGCGUGGAUUUUUCUCCGAAACAUACGUAGACGGUUGCUAUAAAUUGUCCACGUGGUGAGCCACGUCGUUGAGCUAUCGUUUUCGGUAGCCAGGUAGCCUCUGGAAAAGACCUAUAUAGCUCAAGUGGGCCUUACCUGGUAAAAUAAAAAUAGUAAAAAAAAUUAGUAUCAGCCGUUUGCCGUUUUCAGCCUUAAGAAAUGGGGCCUAUGUUGUGGGCUUUCUCGAGGCGACGGAGCUAGUACUUUUAGCACCCGCAGGUACACUCGCGAAUUAUAUAUUCGUUUUAAUUUGGGGGUUCUGACCUCGCUAGAAUGGCAGUAAUUAACGUGUGAAUGUUUAGGAGUCUUUUACUGUUACCGAUCGACCAACGGGGUCAUGUCGUCUCUGUCGCCAGUGAUGUGCAUUGUCGCGCCGUGCCAGCGGGCAUAUUUUACGGUGUAACUUAGUCUUGUGAUGUCAUACCAUUGUUGUGAAGCACAGUUUCAAGGCUUGUAUCGUCAUACCUGCUUGUUAGACCACGGCAGCACUGAACUUCGAACGUUGACAACCCCAGCGAUCUGAUAAUGCGAUUCCGGCCGAGCGAUUCGAGUCGAGGAUUGAUUCUCUUCCGUGUUGGGUUUUUUUUACCACCUCGGUCUUCUAUGUACAAUAGCAUGUAAUUUUUUUUGUUACCCACAGAAUUUGCUCACGUCGUAAAUACUCUAUUCUUACGCGGUACAGUUGUGUAUAAUUGAAAUGAUGCACAUGCCUAAGAGACACCGAGCGGUCAGCAGUAAGGAAAAACACCGUCGCCAGAACUUUCCCAUCUCUCCCAACUCUCUCUCAUUCGUCGUCCCGUUGACUCCCCGUCCCCUCUCUCCAAAACGUUUUGGUUUCCGCUGCCUCUGAAACGUAACGCAGCCCAGGGCUCCUCCUCGGUUCCUUUCCGCGCUUGCAGGUGCAGGCCGCAUGGGAGAGGGAUGCGUCCGGGUCGUAACCGAAGCGCCUGCGUCGUCGCUGAGACCUUUACAAGAACAACGACAACGAAAAACCAUUCCGAACUCUGCAGGGAAAGCUACGUUUUGAGACGUUUUGUAUCGAAUUUUUUUUACUCGUGUAAUUUAACUGAACGUUGCUGUACUUAUUUUUCCCAGUACAGGAUUUGCACUACAUGCAAAUCGCCACUUACGACACGGUGCGUACUGUUAUUGUGUUUUAGCGUUACUAUCAAUAAUAAUAAUAAUAAGUGUUUAUUUAAAGUAAAGUGAAACGAUGGAUUUCGAAA